Macrobrachium nipponense is the source of this 5796-nucleotide messenger RNA. RefSeq lists its product as uncharacterized. NCBI's taxonomy places the organism in Eukaryota, Metazoa, Arthropoda, Malacostraca, Decapoda, Palaemonidae. Gene Ontology annotation, molecular function: monocarboxylic acid transmembrane transporter activity. The coding region runs from base 1132 to 4830 and encodes 1232 amino acids. The record is from RefSeq and is a predicted model, not a curated record. Gene Ontology annotation, biological process: transmembrane transport. Gene Ontology annotation, cellular component: membrane. The transcript has 8 exons.
CGGGUAAGUGUGAAGUGCAGUGCUCUCUCUUGUUUAUUUACAAGGUCGUUUGCCUCAUUCUCUUUAAACCUAGCUUUUCAAGCGUUUACCUGUGCGAUCGCUGUUUGCUGUUGAAUACAUAUUAUAAAGGAAUCAGACGUGAGCAAUGCUGCUUCUGAAAUGCAGGCUGAGGCUGCAGGGACUGCAUUUAGUUAUGCAUCAGACAAUUCCCUGAGGAGAGCGAAGAUGGUAGAGAAACAGGAUGUGGAAAAAGGGGGAGGAAUCGUUGCAUGUAAAGAGAAUCGUCAUCCGGGUGUUUGAUCUAGCGGUCAUGGUGUAAAGUGCGUGUAAUGUCAUAAAGUGCUGUGUCAAGGCGUUUAAGGUUGAAGUAGCGAACCUUUCUACUGUGCCCUUGUUCUCGCUGGAGUGGUUUGUGUCAACAGACGUAGCUGCAUCGACUAUUCUACCGAAGUGAUGAGCAUUUGUAGUCAUUGUUAGAAAAAUGGCCUGAAUGACAAAGUUAUUGGUGGGUGCAUGAGGAAGCGUCCCCUGAGAAAGCUACUGGAAGUUUAUGCAGAUAUUUUUUGCUCAGUUUCUGCGAGAUCAGUUUAGUAAGAGGAUCGCGUGUGUAUGGCAUCCAAGAACCAACUCCACACAUUCCCACUGACAAGGGCAAAGUGUGAUGGCCGGCCUCCCUGUCAUUAAAUGUACCCGUCUCUUGCUGCAGAAGCAAGGGCCUCAGGGAUGGUGCAGCCACACCACAGGCGACAUAGUGUGUCAUAAGUUUGAUGACUGUCACUGUCUGAAUUCAUUGUCGUGUGGAGAAACGAUAGGUGGCUGUUUGUUCAAGAGCAAUGUCAAUCAAGAAACCACCACUGAUGCUGUGAUAUCAAUCAUUCCCACUAGAAUUUAUUUUAAUUUAUGUCAUCAUGUUUCAUGUGUGGUUGUAAAGCACGGGAAAAGAAAACCUAUUCUUAGAUACUAUGUAAUAACAAAAGUUGUUUAAGGACAGGAAGAAUUUAUGCAAAGGUGUACAAUUUAUUGUGCCUCAAUCCAUGUAACCAAAAUUUAUAAAUGUUGUUGUUGUUAUAUUGCUGAAUGCAAUCAGUCACAUGUGAUAAAUAUAUUUUAGUAUAAGUGUAUAAAGUGAGCAUGUCAUCUGCAAUACAAGUAAAACAAAAUCCCCCAGCUUGCUCACAACUCCUCUUAAGUUGUCCAGAGGGAGGGACAAAUGAGGGUCAUGAUUACUCUGCAGACUCAGGUGUUAGUGAGCAGGAUGGUGAACCUCCAUCACCAUUUACAGAGGUUUACCCUCUGCUUACUGAAACACCAGGUGUUCUAAAGGAGGAGGAUAAUACCCAUGGAGGGCAUAUUGCUGAUAUUGUCCGACAAGUUCCAAUUGAUAUUGGCCAGAGUGGAAGCAGUAAUGGCCAUAACCAACUAGAAAAAUGUUGCCCUCAAGAAGAAUUACUGAGUGAGCUUAGAGAAGUGGUGAGAGAAGUGCCAAAUGAGUGUGAUAUGAAAACAUACAGUGGUGGGCAAACACAAAGAAAAAACAGUUUGUCAUACAAUAGUCAUAAAUCCCAAGACAGUAGUAUCUGCAAUACAAAUCAGGUCAGAGCCAGUGAUGAUGAUAAAUCAAGCAAAAGAGAUAGUGUAAUGAUUGACAUGAGUACACAAACAAGCCCUAGUCAAGAGGCAAUGACAGCUUUGAACAAAAGUAGUAAAACAGACAGAAGAUUCGAGGAGAAAGGGCAUUGUGUUUGUAAAUGUGAAAGUAAGGGUGAUAUUCCUUGUAAUUACUGUAAGUUGCAGUCUUCCUGUGAUGAUUCAAAAAUUAGUGUUGUGAAAAGUAUUAUUUCUCAUGAAAAUAUAGUAUGCAGCCUGGAGACCAGUGACAGUAAGCAAGUAAAAGACAAAGCUGAUGGUCCCAAUAUGAGACAAAAACGUACCUCUGACUACUCAUCACUUUCUUCUUGUGAUUCCCCGAGGGUUAGUGAUUCAAGCAACAGAACUAGUGAUUCUGGUAAUAGCCCUAGUAGUAGCAGCAGCAGCAGUUGUAGUACAGCAAGUGGUCAGAGCAAACGACUUAAAAACUCAGCAUUUAAUAAAAAAGUUACUGCAUUCCCAGGUGGUCUGAGCCCAAUUGCAUCAUGUGGAGGAGAAUCAAAUUCUGGUCUCACAGUGGAUGUUUGUUUAGUGCCCGAAGAUAUUUCAAAGGAAAGUGGGGGCCGUAGUCCCUGUACACCAACCAGUGGCUGCUUAAAAGCUGGUACAAGAAGUGCUAGUGGUGCACAUGUCCAGUUUGAAACUCCAUGUGACGACAGUGAGGAAAGCCAUAUGCUUCAAGACACACUUGUGACAUCUGAUGGACGUGUGUCAUUGCAUAAACCUGCAGGAGGAAGUGCCACACCUACGCCAACAGAUCACUUGUCUAGAUUUUGGUCAAAACUAGUCUCAGAUUCUUCUCCAGCUGAAGCAGUGAGCUCCAGUCUCCAUCGAUCUAAGAAAUACAGGAAAAGGCAUAUAUCAGGUUCCAGUAGCAUAAGUGUGGGUUCAAGUUCCAGUGAUUCUGGUGAAUCACAUCCAACAGAAUUUGAGAGAAAGGCACCAGAUGGAGGUUGGGGGUGGGUAAUUGUGGCUGCCUCAUUCAUGGUACACUGUAUAGCUGAUGGGGUCACAAUGUCUUUUGGUGUUCUUUUUGUUGAACUGUUAAAUUAUUUUAGUGUAGGAAAAUCUUUAACAUCAUGGGUAGGAAGCCUUUUCAUGGCAAUUCCUCUGCUAGCUGGACCACUUGCCUCCAUCCUCACUGACCGCUAUGGCUGUCGUACUGUUACAAUCUGUGGUGCUGUAGUUGCCUGUUUUGGAUUCUUCGUCAGUGCCUUUGUAAACACUUUCCCAUUGUUGCUACUGACUGUAGGUAUUGUUACAGGCCUGGGCCUAGCUGUGUGCUAUGUUGCUGCCAUUGUAAUUGUUGCUUUUUAUUUUGAACGAAAACGGUCUCUUGCAACUGGUAUUGCUGUUGCAGGAUCUGGAAUUGGAACAUUUUUAUUUGCUCCUUUGAUUCAGUAUCUGGUAGAUUACUGGGGGUGGAGGUUAUGCCUAAUUAUAUUGGCUGGAAUAUUUCUUAAUAUGGUGGUGUGUGGAGCUCUAAUGCAUGACUUGGAGUGGACUCCUAAGUAUUCCUCUAAUGCACGAGAUAGUAAUACUGCCGCCAGUAGUCGUCGUAGCUCAACAUCACAAUCCUCUGAAACUGGUGGGGGAAAAGGAGGAAGUGUGGGUACAACUCUUCCUUCUUUGGAUGAGCUCCGACGUCUUGUUCAAUCAGGAGAAAUUAUGAUAUCUCCUGAUGACUCUCCAAAUGAAAAGCUAAGAAACUCUGCAUCACUGGUGCUACUCCCGACUUUUCUCAGCCGCUCACAGGUCUUACCUCCUGAUGUUCUGCCAUGCUUAUCAUCACGCACUAAUGCCUAUGAAGUGGUGUCACAUAUGUAUCCUCACCUACUCUCUCAUUCAAUGUCAGGUAUUGUCAAUCAAGCUACAGAGCAAAUACAGGUCCCAACUGAAAAACAACAGCAUGAAAAAUGCACUGAUGAAAACCUGUCUAGAUUCAAGAGCACACUAACAGACAGCAUAGUCUCUUCAACAGGCUUGCUAAUAGAGAACAGUAUCACGUCUCCGAAUUCUCCCCAACAACCACCACCAACUGAAAAUUUAUGUGACACUGAAACUACAACUCCAGGAUCAACACAGGGAGACAUAUCUUUACUCAAUGAAGAUCAUAGAAGAAAGGUUGACAUUGAACUUGGAUGUUCAGGUGAUGAUGGGGAUGAUGCAGAUAAUGAAGAAGAGAUGGAAGAAGCUAGAGAGCUAACUGCCAUGCUAAGUAGGAAUAAGGGGCCUCGUCAACCAGGCCAGCGUAGAAUCUCUACAGGUUGCAUGGGAAGCUCUCCUCCGCCCCCAGCAGCUCCACUCCGAAACAUGAGAAUCAACAGGCAGUCUAUGAUGUACCGAGGUGCUAUGCUCAAUAUUAAUCGUUAUCGUCUUCGUGCUUCGUCUUGCCCGGAUAUAUAUCGAAACUCAAUCAUUACCAUUGCCAAGUCUGAAGAUGAGAAUAUGUGGACAUAUUUGGAUGACAUGGGCGAGAUGAUAACAUCCUGCGUGGACUACAGUUACUGUUUAGAUCCGGGAUACCUAGUUUUUGCUAUUUCCAACUUCAUUUUAUAUGUCUUUUAUGACACUGUUUACAUGUACCUGACCGAUUAUGCGCAGGGUGUUGGUGUAUCUGCUGAUGACAGUGCCAACCUCAUAUCUGUCAUUGGAAUACUCAACUGUUUUGGGAUGGUGGUCAUGGGAUACGUUGGGGACAGGCCGUGGUCAUCUCCUAUGCUAAUAUAUAAUAUUUCUAUGAUUUUGUGUGGGGUAUCAGUCAUAAUGAUGCCAUUUCUGACAAACUACUGGUUGAUAGCUGCUGCUUCAGCUGUCUUUGGUUUAUUCAUAUCGGCCAACUAUGCUCUCACAUCUGUAAUCCUAGUUGAACUGAUUACCUUGGAAGCAUUCAGCAAAGCAUAUGGGUUACUACUACUGAUUCAGGGUAUAGCCAACCUCAUUGGUCCACCUCUUGUAGGUUUGAUUGCUGACACAACUGGUGAUUACAUAGUGCCAUUUGUUGUGUCGGGGAUGUUCAUCAUCUUUUGCGGGGUUAUAUUAAAUCUCAUUCCCCUGAUCCAUUGCUGUCAGGGCAAGUAUGCUGCCUCAGUCUGUUCAACUCCAGUUGAUACCCCCAAAAAUGGAUCGCCUACUUCAUCACCAAAUCAUACUUACAGUAACAAGAAACCAACACCCAUAUGACAGCGGUCUCAAUGUUAAGAUAAACAUAAUUCUUGAAGACAUUGCUGUAGCCAUUUGUAUUCUUUCUUUUAUAUUUGGUUAUAUUGUAAUCAGGAGGAAAAGUUGAUUUUUCUUUGAGUUUUGUUAGGAUUAGGUCUUACUGGAUAGUACGGUUUAUCUUCUGGUUCUUAUGUUGAAGAUUCUGAAGGUAUGUAGUUGCCUAAACUUUUGUAUAACUUCACUACAUUAGCUGAUAAUUAUAGCAUCUGUUAUGUGAUCCUCUGCAAAGUAAUACAGACAAAUUAUGAUUUAAUAGCCAAUAGUAACUCAUCUACUUUAUCCAUUCCUCAACAAAAUUGUGAUUAUUGGCUCUAUAGAAACUACAUUUGAGUCAUAACCUUUAAUUUUAAUUCGAUUUAUGUAGAACUUUCCAGACUAAAUUAUCGGUUAAUUUUAACCUGUGCAGCUAAAUAAAAGAAAGAAAGAAUGUUGCAAUAUUUUUGGGCUCUCAGCAAAUUUUGACGUUAUUUUUCAUGUAAAGAGUGUAUCAAGAGGAAACCUCAUGAUAAUAGUAUAACCCCAAGGAAAACUCAGUGUAUAAUUUAUUCACAUUUUGCAAGAAGUGCAAUUUAUCUUUCAAAGAUUCUAAUAUGUCACUAAAUAUAUUGAGUGUUAAAAAGAUAUAUUUAAGUGUAACACAGCUGAUAAAUUACAUUCCCUGACUUUUCAAUUAAUACUUUUGAAUUUUAGGAAAUGAGGUACAAUUUAAGGAUUUUGAUUUCUUAUAAAUAUGACUUUUAAGACAUUGUGUCAUGGCUUCAGAGAUGUUUGGAAUGUCUCCCUUAUGGUAUGCAAGCAACAAAUGUUGUAGAUUCUCGGUAAUGUCAUUAUAACUAUUAUUUUUAGGAAUCACAUUUGUCUAAUAUAGUUUACUGCUUUAUUGUGCAAAAGUGAAAAGAUUGGCAGGAUUUAUAUUUGCUUAUGACA